AGAAGGAGGUAUGCUUUCUGUGGCAUGUCUUGUAGGUUCAAUAAACUACUUAGUGGCUUCGACGUUUGUUCACUUGGAGUAUACAAUGCCCUUUACAUUUUCAGUCUACUCCAGAAAAGUAUUGGACUUAAACUACGAGUACAUAAAGAAAAACCUACUCCUUGUUAUAUUGGAUAGAUCAGAAGUGCCUAGAUUGUUAGUGGCCCAUCUCCAUAGUCUCCAAAAGCUAUGUCUUCACAAGUAUAUUACUGCCCAUAUGCUCAAGUAUUUCUCAAAAUCCAAGUAUUUGCAGCCAAAAAAACCCCACAGGAACUCUGUUGUUGGCACUCAACAAAGUGCACCCUACUAUUCAGGAAUAAUGUCUAAAAUCCAUGCUAUCAACCUAAUUGACCCCAACAGCAUUGAAUUAUCCAUGGAAUAAAGCUGCAGAAAUUGCGUGUACC
This is a messenger RNA of Yamadazyma tenuis ATCC 10573, 443 nucleotides long. Lineage: Eukaryota; Fungi; Ascomycota; Pichiomycetes; Serinales; Debaryomycetaceae. The record is from RefSeq and is a predicted model, not a curated record.